AUGGCGGAGAAAUCUCCGUACAUCGCUCCGCAACCACGACAUCCGAAUGCCUCCUUCGACGGUCUUGCGCUCAACGAUACCGAAUCCUCCUCCAUACCAACAGAAUCGCACGAUAUCACCAGUCACAGAAGCGUACUAGGCAGAGCAUUAGCAAGCGAAAACACCAGCUCCAAUGCCACCCCCGCUCUUCCCGAAUCCAUCAUCUCGCCGGCCAUCACACCACCCUCCACACCGGGAGGCACCAUAAUUCGCACUCAACAAGCCAUUCAUGACGCUCGAACUCACAAAUAUGUGCACAAGGCGCCCAAGUUGAUGGAACGCUUGCCGAACGUAGAAUGUAUCGUUCGCGCACGAAUCCCCACUACCACGGGUGCCGAGAUGUUUCUCCACUUAUAUCAGAACGAUGUCGAUAAUAAAGAGCAUUUGGCGAUUGUGUUUGGAAAUAAUAUUCGAUCGCGGAGUUUGGAUCGUGUGCAGGAGGGGGAGACAGAGCUGGAUAGGAUGAUUCGAGGUGCUUAUGUUGGAAGACUACAUCCUGGUCGAGUGAGCAGUCGAUUUGAUGACGAGGGUGGGUUGGAAGGAGAGGAAACGGAUAAAUCAAGAAAGACUCCCCAGGCUCCUCUCGUCAGAAUUCAUUCCGAGUGUUAUACGGGUGAAACAGCUUGGUCUGCCCGAUGCGAUUGUGGAGAGCAAUUGGAUGAAGCGGCGCGGUUAAUGUCGAUGGCAUCAGAAUCGGCUUCCGAACUUAGGACCAGUGAAGAUGGCCCAAUUAUCGAAAACACUGCUUCGCCGUCUUCUAUCACAGCGCCGGCCUCAGAAAACGACGGCCCGGGAGGUGUCAUUAUCUACCUCCGACAGGAAGGUCGUGGAAUCGGCCUGGGCGAGAAGCUCAAGGCAUACAAUUUACAGGAUCUGGGCUCUGAUACAGUCGAAGCCAACUUACUUUUACGCCAUCCUGCAGAUGCGCGCAGUUAUGGCCUUGCUACUGCCAUGCUGGUAGAUUUGGGACUCGGUGCUGAUGCAUAUCCGGAAGGUAUCCGGCUGCUCACUAAUAAUCCAGAUAAAGUUUUGGCCGUGGAAGGACCCAAUAGAGAAGUUCGUGUCAAGGAACGAGUGGCUAUGAUACCGAUUGCCUGGAGGACGGGCGGGCAGAAAGGUAUAAGGAGUAGGGAAAUAGAGGGAUAUUUGCAAACUAAGAUUGGCAAAAUGGGCCAUAUGAUUCAAUAG
Molecule: messenger RNA, 1227 nt
Organism: Talaromyces marneffei
Lineage: Eukaryota; Fungi; Ascomycota; Eurotiomycetes; Eurotiales; Trichocomaceae
Exons: 2
Coding region: 1-1227 (408 amino acids)
Biological process (GO): riboflavin biosynthetic process
Molecular function (GO): GTP cyclohydrolase II activity
Source: RefSeq, a predicted model, not a curated record